Molecule: messenger RNA, 1464 nt
Organism: Ciona intestinalis (vase tunicate)
Lineage: Eukaryota; Metazoa; Chordata; Ascidiacea; Phlebobranchia; Cionidae
Source: RefSeq, a predicted model, not a curated record
UUGUGUCGUUUAUCAAUUUGUUCAUAGCCAGAUACAAGAUUAUAGUGGCAUCUGAAAUGAAUAUGUUAACAUCGUGUGUUCUUGUUCUGUUUGCUGCAAUUCAACUGGCCGGAAAAUGUGAUGCAUACUGUGGUGAUAAGUGCAGCGGCAGCAGCAAACCAUAUUGUUGCGAAACUCUAGGUCGAAGUUUUUGCGCCUACGACUUUUCAGAGUGCGCGCAGAGGCGACCUGUCCCAACAAAAAAAACAUUUUCUUCAAAUCAACCAUUUCCGCUGCCCGUUAUUAUCGUGGCCAGUUUAUCCGCUUUUGUGAUUUUAUUGGGGGUUCUCUCAGUUUGUUGGUGUGUAUGCAAAAAACAACCCCUGGAAAACUACGGCUCCUUUAUGAAUGGCAGGGCAGCCACGUAUAAUGAAUCAGGUGCUGAGACUGGUCAAGUCAAAUCCGUUCCAAUAACCGAACCGCCGCCUUCUUACGAGCACGUCACAAACAACCGUCUUGCCUUCGUGUGUAGGGACUCUCACGCCGAUGGUUCACCGCCAGCUUACACUACAGUACAUCAUACCGACAAUGAAUCGGACACAGUGUUUGUAGAGGGGGUGUAAAAGUUUAAUUGAAAAAAGCAAAACGGACGAAGAUCUUAGACGAUUAAUCAUGCCCUGACCCACGGCGUGCUAUAACAUAAAGUGGGCCAUGUACUGACCGAAUAAAAAGUCAUUACGCUUUGAACAAAAAAAAACGAAGAUGAAAGUCAGACAUUUAAAGAUGUACUGACCAAAAGCGGGAGAGAAAGAUCACGCAAGCAUUUUUUUUGUUGGAGAUACCUUUAAUUUUGGCCAAAAAGAAAACCAAAAAAUGAAACCUGUCACCUUAACUUGAUAUAAAUGCCAUGCAACAACUCUUACCUACAGAGUUAUCUUUGGUCUUCCAUAAUUUCCCCACCAACGAGUGGAACGACGGAUUGAGUUCCAUACAUUGGAUGUUCAUUGCUGUAGUCGUAUAGUAGGGUGGAGGAAGAUGGGACACCUUUUCGUGCUAUUUUCUCGUCUCAUUUAGUAGUAAACAAAGAAUUAUAAAACCGUAUCCUCACAACUCCCAUGGACCGUUGUUAAUUGUUUAAAGCACGAUCAGGAUAUUACGUGCUAAAGGCGUCCCGUCUUUCCCACAAUACUAUAUAUAUUUUAGCAGCAAAUCCAUUUACUGUGCGCUAGCUAUACUGUGUAACUUAUAGUUGGUCCCUUUAUCGUUUUUUAGUAAUACAAUUGAUCAUUUUAAAUGUUAUACGCAUUAAAGUUUCCUUUUACUACGAUGGGCCAUGCAUUCUGGAUUGAUUUAAAAGAUCGUCACGCGAAAACCUGAUUUAUUUUUCGAAGGCAUGAAAUGUGACGUGUUCAUGACGUCACAGAAAAAGAACGCUAUUUGCACCGCGGAAAAAAGGUUCCGCAGAUAAAAGUGCAGAUCUUUAGU